Messenger RNA from Paramecium sonneborni, 531 nucleotides. NCBI's taxonomy places the organism in Eukaryota, Ciliophora, Oligohymenophorea, Peniculida, Parameciidae. The record is from the annotation of a GenBank genome assembly.
AUGAAUAGUAAAAUACAAGUUAUAUCCAUAAAUAAUGAAAAUCUAUAUGUAUAAAAUUUUGAUUAUUCAGGUAGAUAAAGAAAUAAUCACAAAAUCACCUAUAUUGAAAUAGAUUUUAGAUAGAUCCGAAAAUUAUGAAAUUUCUAUUGAUAUUCAAUAUGAUAUUUUGGAAACGAUAUUUACAUUCUAUGAGAACCAUAAAAAUGAAAAAGAAAUAGUAAAAACUGGUCCACUUGAAAAAUAAUCGAAUUUUUAAAAUCUGAUAAACAAAAAAGAUUAUUAGAUGCUUGAAAAACUAAGUUUAUAAAAACAAUAGUAAUUAAUAUAAGUCUGUUAUGAUUUGUAAUAUAAUUAAUUAUUAAAUAUUGCAUGCGCAUCGCUCGCUAAUAAAUUACAAUGUAAUUGAUAUAUUUAAUAUUAAUGAUAGAUAUGGAUACUAUGGCUAUUCGAUAAAUGUUUAAUAUCUAACAAGAUUAAAGUAAAGAGAAAUUAGAAAGAAUAUCGUUAGAAAAUAAGUGGUUGAAGGAAUGA